AUGUUCGCCGCAAGAAGAGGAGGCAGGACGCUGCUGGCCGAGGCCUCUUCGCCCUCGGCGGCGGCGGCGGUCGUCACCCUGCCCGGCUUCCUCGUCCCGGCCUUCCAGGCCCGCCCGUUCUCUGCCUCGACGACCCGGCCCUCCAAGCUGGGCCGGACGCCCAUCUCGAUCCCACCCGGCGUGGAGCUGACGAUUGGCGACCUGGCUGUCAAGAAGGACAUGACGACCUAUCUGAGGAUACCCAAGAGAACCGUGUCGGUGGAGGGUCCGCUGGGUAAGGCUCGAUGCGUGCGGGUUGUGCUGCGUGAUGGACCAGUGUGGGCUGAUGACAAGGAUAUAGGAAAACUCGACCUCGAAGUCCCCCAGUUCAUAAACAUCGACCACGACACGGCGGCGAGGAAAGCUACGCUCACCAUCCAGGAUGGAAACGUCAAGCAGCAGAAGGAGAUGUGGGGGACGAUAUGGGCAUACCUCAACCGCUACAUCAUCGGCGUCUCCGAAGGCCACACGGCCGUCCUGCGGCUCGUCGGCAUCGGCUACAGGGCCACGGUCGAGGACCGCCCCGCGAUGGAGGAGUACCCGGGCCAGAAGUUCGUCGUCCUCAAGCUCGGCUUCAACCACCCCGUCGAGAUGGGCGUCCCCCAGGGCAUCACGGCCAGCACGCCGCAGCCGACGCGCAUCCUGCUCGAGGGCAUCAACAGGGAGGAGCUCAUGUCCUUCGCCGCCCGCAUCCGCAGGUGGCGCGUGCCCGAGCCCUACAAGGGCAAGGGCAUCUUUGUCAACGACGAGACGAUCAAGCUGAAGCAAAAGAAGAUCAAAUAG
Molecule: messenger RNA, 822 nt
Organism: Thyridium curvatum
Lineage: Eukaryota; Fungi; Ascomycota; Sordariomycetes; Thyridiales; Thyridiaceae
Exons: 2
Coding region: 1-822 (273 amino acids)
Biological process (GO): translation
Cellular component (GO): ribosome; mitochondrial large ribosomal subunit
Molecular function (GO): rRNA binding; structural constituent of ribosome
Source: RefSeq, a predicted model, not a curated record